Messenger RNA from Scomber japonicus (chub mackerel), 2689 nucleotides. It is a transcript of the gene pdha1a, whose product is annotated as pyruvate dehydrogenase E1 subunit alpha 1a. The transcript is spliced from 11 exons. Gene Ontology annotation, biological process: pyruvate decarboxylation to acetyl-CoA. Gene Ontology annotation, molecular function: pyruvate dehydrogenase (acetyl-transferring) activity. Lineage: Eukaryota; Metazoa; Chordata; Actinopteri; Scombriformes; Scombridae. The record is from RefSeq and is a predicted model, not a curated record. Gene Ontology annotation, cellular component: intracellular membrane-bounded organelle. The coding region runs from base 55 to 1227 and encodes 390 amino acids.
GACAGAGGCUGUCAGAAGGACGGAUCGGUGCCGUGCAAAGCUAGCUCAGGAAAGAUGCUGACGAAUAUCUCUAACGUCCUGAGGGCUUGCGCUCAGAGGAAUGGAGGCGCAGUGGUCAUGUCAGCACGUACGUACGCUGACUUCACAUCCCAGGCUACAUUUGAAAUAAAGAAAUGUGACGUCUACAAGAUGGAAGAGACUCCGGCCACUGAGGUGGUUAUGACUCGUGAGGAGGGUCUGCAAUACUACCGCACCAUGCAGAUCAUGAGGCGUAUGGAGUUGAAGGCAGAUCAGCUGUAUAAGCAGAAGAUCAUCAGAGGAUUCUGCCACUUGUAUGAUGGCCAGGAAGCCUGUGCAGUUGGUAUUGAAGCAUCAAUUAAUCUGUCAGACCACCUGAUCACUGCGUACCGCUCCCACGGCUACACCUACACCAGAGGAGGGACUGUGAAGCAGAUCAUGGCCGAGCUCACAGGGCGAAGAGGUGGUAUUGCGAAGGGCAAAGGAGGCUCUAUGCACAUGUACUGUAAAAACUUCUACGGAGGAAAUGGAAUUGUCGGAGCACAGGUUCCCUUGGGUGCUGGUGUGGCUCUGGCCUGCAAGUUUAAGGAAAACAACCAACUGUGUGUCUGUCUCUAUGGUGACGGUGCCGCCAACCAGGGUCAAAUCUUUGAGACCUACAACAUGGCAGCACUUUGGAAGUUGCCUGUCAUCUUCGUCUGUGAGAACAACAGAUAUGGCAUGGGUACAUCAGUGGAGCGAGCUGCAGCCAGCACGGACUACUACAAGAGAGGAGAAUUCAUUCCUGGUCUAAGGGUGGAUGGGAUGGAUGUCCUCUGUGUUCGGGAAGCAACCAGGGUUGCAGCUGAGCACUGCCGCGCUGGGAAGGGUCCUGUUCUCAUGGAGCUCCAGACCUACCGCUAUCAUGGACACAGUAUGAGUGACCCUGGUGUCAGCUACCGCACACGUGAGGAGAUCCAGGAGGUCCGCAGCAAGAGUGAUCCCAUCUCCCUGCUGAAGGACCGCAUGCUCAGCAACAACAUGGCCAGCAUUGAGGAGCUCAAGGAGAUUGACAUUGAGGUGAGGAAGGAAAUUGAAGAAGCUACUCAGUUUGCCACCAACGAUCCUGAACCCCCACUGGAAGAAUUGUGCAACCACCUCUUCUUCAACAGCCCACCGGUGGAGGUGCGCGGCACAAACCCAUGGUCCAAGCUGAAGUCUGUUAGCUAAAGUUUUUCAUGACCUCACACACUCUUUAAAAUAUAAACCUCCAUUGCCACUACACAUACACACACACACACACAUCAUAUAUUGUGCCUCAGACCCAGAGCUUAAAUUUCAGCACUGUACAUUUUAACAGCUGGGGCCAUGUUCGCAAAGAUGUCCAGAAAAUAAAACAAUUGACAAGAAUAUUAAAUGGAUAAACCUUUUUUAAAAUUAGUGCUAAUUGUUUUGUUAGUUCCCCCUCUUUACAUUACUACUAUUGACACCAGACAACACAACUCUUUAAUCUACCUUCAGAAAGCACUUAACUUUGAACUUCUGAAGGUUUAUAGCAAAUCCAGCCCCAGGUGAAUAUAUUUGGUAGAUGCUAAAUUUGAAUGUUUGAUAGAUUUGAUUACCUCGGGUCACUUUUGAGGCUUAUCCUUGCUCAUCUAAAAACAAAAAAUGGCUUUGUACUCUUUAUACUUAAGUGUACAUGAUAAAUCAUUCAGUUGGGGUAAUCAGCUCUUGCCAUUUUUAAGUUUUAUCCCAUUUUACAGGCAACACAAAAAGGCAGCAAUUUUAAGAGGAACAUUCUUGUUACUAUUGUUGCCAUCAGUAUGUCUCUGCAUGUGUUGCUUUCAAUAUACUGUAUGUAAGAAAGAAAGAGAGAGAAAAAAAUCAACAUUUAUCUUGCCAAACCAAACAUGUGCCUGGCAGAUCUGGUUCUGUUUAGAAAAAAGAGUCGCAGCUAAUUCAAUGCAUCUUGAUGUUCGGAGAUGCCUUCAGACUGUGUUUACAUUCAGUUGGUUAUAUUGCAGGUGCAUUUCUGAGUUUCGUGUCACAAACAUCGACAAUUCAUUUAUAUUUAUUUGGAGAAGCUCUUGAAUGGUGUUUUUCAUACUUGAGGAUAUUUAUUAUCCUAAACAGUUGAAAACAUUCAAAAUGACCACAAGCUCAACCAUCUGUUGCCUGCACUGAACAUAAACGCAAUGCAUUCAUCAGCAAAGCUUCACUAUUCACAUUCAUAUUCCAAUCAAUGAAAGAUGUUGGGUUAUCUAUUGUUGGGGCAGUAGCUUUAUGUGCUACUUAUGUUGUAUUGCUAAAAAGCUGUUUUGUGAUUGUAACAUAUCAGCAGUGAUACAUUAACAGUUCAAAUGUAUAGAGAUACAAGGACACUUUAAAUUUCAGUCGUUAAAUAUCUGUCAUUGGUUUUCUUUUUUUGUUAUUGGUAUUCAUAAGAAGUGUAACUAUGCUUGUAACUCCUUUAAAGGGUACCAGAAGGGAAGGGUCUUUUCUCUGUAUGUGAAAAGUAUUUAAUCAAAUAAGAAGACAGACUUAAAUUUAAAAUGUCAUUACCUGUCUUACCAUUGCUGAAUAUACAGUCUGAGUAUUUGUAAACUGUUACAUUGAAGCAGGCAGAUGAUGCAAGGAAACACUCCAUGGACUUGUUUUAUGUGAGCGCCAUUGUAAUAAAGUCUGUCAGGUA